Molecule: messenger RNA, 5841 nt
Organism: Gadus chalcogrammus (walleye pollock)
Lineage: Eukaryota; Metazoa; Chordata; Actinopteri; Gadiformes; Gadidae
Gene: fbxo10
Product: F-box protein 10
Exons: 11
Coding region: 115-3042 (975 amino acids)
Biological process (GO): regulation of apoptotic process; protein ubiquitination; ubiquitin-dependent protein catabolic process
Molecular function (GO): protein binding
Source: RefSeq, a predicted model, not a curated record
AUGCCGUAAAGUGCUGCAAUUUUGCAAUGUUUUAUUUGGGGUGUUGAAUCCGUCCUUCUCCAGCCAAAAUACGUCCCCCAGGUACAACUCCACAAGUGAGGUGGAGUUGCUGCCAUGGAGGUGGCCACCCUCCCUAUGGAGCUAUGGAGGGUUAUCUUGUCCUACCUCCCACUGCCCGACCUGGGUCGCUGUUGCUUGGUCUGCCAUGCCUGGAGAGAACUCGUCCUAUCACUAGAUAACACUCGCUGGAAACAGCUCUGCCUGGGCUGCCCAGAGUGCCGCCACCCCAACUGGCCGAGUCAACCCCACCUUGAGCCGGCGUCCUGGAGGGAGGCCCUGAAGCAGCAUGCCCUGGCCAGCCGCACCUGGACCCAGAACGGGGUGGAGCUUCAGUCCUCCGCCUGCCUCCACCUCUUCCGUCGGAGAAAGGAUCGGCGGGUUUUGCACGUAGGGGUUGGUUGUGAAUUUGAAACCUUGCGAGGGGCCCUGGGAGCGGCAGGCCCAUAUGACCGGGUGGUCCUUCACCCUGGGGUUUACGAGGAGCAGGCGGAACUCGCGCUGAAGGUGCCUGUGGAGCUUGUGGGACUGGGCCAGCUGGGCGAGGUGUCCCUGCUGGUGUGUGUGGAGCAGCAGUGCCCUACAGCCAGGCUGUGCAAUCUGGUGUUCAUGCCAGCAUGGUUCUCCACUGUGGUGUACAAGACGUCGUGGGGGCACGUCCAGCUGGACAACUGUAACUUUGAGGGGGCUCAGCUGCAGGUCCGGGGCCCAGGGACCUGCCAGGCGCGCUUUUGCUCCUUCUCACAUGGGGGCUCGGCCAAUUUCCUGGGGGUUGCGCUCAGCUUAUUGGAUAGCUGUGACUUCUCAGGAAGUGACGCUGCCUCUGUCACUGUGGACGGCUCCCCAGUGUCCGAGAGGAACUGGGCUUGCAAACACUUGGCAGCUUUGGCCAGAACACUGACGUCUGAGGGCUCUCCCACCAACGGAGUCCCACCCAGAGGCAGCUGGGGGAAGGGGAACGCUGAGGUGGGCUCAACGUUUACUGCAGAGGACUGGGGCAAGGCCGCAUGGCAGCGGAGCACCGGAGCGCCCCUGAUCGGUCAGGACACGGUGAUCGAGGAUGGCUGGGGCGAGGACAGACUCUGUGACGGAGAGCUCAAGAGCCACGAACAAGGAAACAAUCAGGCUUCGUGGGACUACAAACUCGCCUGUGAUCGUCACAGCCUCGCCCCCCUCCUCAAGCCCCAACCCGAUGGCUCCCUGCCCCCAGCCUCUUCCCCCGACCCCCACUACGUUAUCCCCGGUCUUCUCUCUCUGUCGCAGGAGCUGCAACGAGACCCGGAGGCCCAGCUAUUAGCCACAUCCAUCCAGGGCUGUUUUGUGAGGAGAUGUGUCUUCAGGGACGGGAAGGGCGGAGUGCACAUUUGUAACUACGGUCAGGCGCGGCUGGAGGAAAACGUGUUCCGUGGUCUCAACUAUGCCGUCCGCUGUAUCCAGAAUUCCACUAUAGUGAUGUUACGUAAUGAAGUGAGGGAGUGCAGUGCCUCGGGCGUGUUCCUUCGUCUCUCUGCUCAUGGGCUCAUUGCCGAAAACAACAUCCACUCCAAUGGGGAGGCAGGACUGGAUAUCCGCAAAGGGGCCAACCCCAUAAUCCUGUGUAACAGAAUACACAGUGGUUUGCGUUCUGGAGUGGUUGUCCUUGGCAAUGGCAAGGGGUCUAUCCGGAGCAACCAGAUCUAUAACAACAAGGAGGCGGGCGUCUAUAUUCUCUUCAGUGGGAAUCCUGUUGUCAGUGGGAAUCAUAUUUUCCAGGGUCAAGCAGCAGGAAUUGCUGUGAAUGAGAAUGGCAGAGGGAUGAUAAUAGAAAAUGUGAUCAGAGAGAACCAGUGGGGGGGUGCAGACAUCCGCAGAGGGGGAGACCCGGUCCUUAGAAACAACUACAUCUGCUACGGCUACUCUGAUGGCGUGGUGGUGGGAGAGCGAGGCCGCGGGCUCAUAGAGGGAAACCACAUCUACUGUAACAAGGGCUGCGGUGUAUGGGUCAUGGCCUCAAGUCUCCCUCAACUGCUGGCAAACUACAUAACCCACAAUCGCAUCUAUGGGCUGGCUGUAUUCUGCCGGAAGGACCCUGAAAACAGGGAGCCGAGAGUUGGUGAUGGGGCUGUCCAGGAAUGGGGAGGGGAGAGGAGAGGAGGAGGAGGAGACGGAGCAAGGCGAGGCGGCGCGCAGGAGAACUUUAACGACGACGGGGAGAUCUUUGCCUGGGAGAACGAUCUGGACAGUGAGGACGAGCGCUACUCGGCACGGCGGUCCAUCAGCGUGGCGCUGGUGGAGGGCAACUGUAUGAGCCACAAUGGAGCUGUCGGCCUGUACGUGAAGACCAGUGAGCCUCUGAAUGUCAUUGGAAACCUUUUGAACAGCAACUGUGCGGCUGGCAUCGCCGUCCUGCAGAGCACUCAGCUGACCCGUCUGGUGGCCAACUGUACGCUCGACAACAGCCUGGGUGGGGUCACCGUUGAGAAGGACUGCCGGGUGGAGCUGCGUGGCAACGGUAUCUAUGACAACAAAGGCCACGGCGUCAGUUUCUGUGGCGAUGGGCAGAUCGGUGAGAACGAUGUGGUUGGUAACCGUGGAAACGGGAUUCAAGUCUCCAGCAAUGCAGAUGUGAAGGUGCUGCAUAACCGCGUCCAACCAUCACAGGGAGGCGGGGCCAUCGUGGUGCUUGGGCCAGUAAAGGGAGUUAUCGGGGACAAUGUCCUGUUCCAGGGCCACCCGGGAAACAAAGAAGCACUUCUACACAUGGACCCCAGCAAUGAGAGCUGUGUGUUGAAUAACAACAUCAUUCUGCAACAUACCAACAGCUGUCCGUCACACACUCUGUGGGCCUUGGAGAACCCCUCGGCCCGCCCUCUGGCCGACUCCACGUCCGGGCCCUCGGCGUCGGGGUACUCCUCCCGCCUCACCAUCUCCAUGACGGCCCGGAUCAGCGCCACCGUGGAGAGCGGCUGCCACAACAGCGGCAGCAUGUUCUGCUCCAUCCUUUGAACGCCAAUGCUCACAGUAAUAACUACACUGCGUGCCUGUUAUAAACAUGGCACACACGAGGACUGAUGACAAGCCGUCGACGCUGGUGACAAUGUUCAUACCGCUGGACUGGACGGCUCCUAAAGGUCACGGCUAAAGGGUAAAAAAGAAACGAGGUCGACAGCAGGUGUAGAUGAUCCCGCUUGUAUUUCCAUUCUUCACAUUCCAAUGCAGGGUACAAAUGUAAAGAGAAAACUCACUACAGGUUACAGCGUUUUACUUUUUAACCGUUUCAAAUGUUGCAAUUUGAAGGCCAUGUUUUUCGUUCACGUUAUCUGUAAUGCACUUUUGAAAAACAUGGAACAUAGUUCCUAAGUGAGCUUAGUAAGUCACAGGAGCUUGGGAGAUGGGUAGAGAAUUCAUAUAUAUAGAUAGGCCAAGUUUUAACUAUUUAAACCGGCCUGCAAUGGUCGGAGGACGGUUAUUUUUAAUGUGUAUAUGAAAAGGGAAAAUCAAUACAAACAUCGCCUACAACCAAUGCACAGAAGCUGUUCUUUUAGUCAAUCUAUUAUUUUGUUCUAAAGCUAUUUACGCCCAUAUUUUGCCGGUAAUGUUUAUGACUAUCUCACAAAAAUAGUUGCCCAAAGAUUGCCAAUUCUUUAUAUAUACUUCGUCCCACGGUCUCAUAAGCAAAAUAAGGUUAGGGGCAAGUGCUUUGAAAUUGUGACAAACUCUUGACAGUAUAAUAGUAGUAUAAUAUCAGUAUAUAUUAUAUAUAUAAUUUUAUAUUAUAUAUAUAUAUUAUUCAGUAUAAUAUCCACAUGUACUGGGAUGGUAAGAAUCCACCAGGCGUUUGUGAGAGGUAUUACAAGCCAUUUCAAAAUCUGCCGUGCAACAUCAAGUGAUCAGCCUACCAGCCUCACUCCCACUUGCAAUUACAGGACAGGGCAGAUUUGUUUGUGUCACCAUUCAAUACAUGUGUACUGUCAUUAAGGUUUUCAACAAAGCAACAACAGUCCAUUAUUUACAUCUCAUUUUUUGUACGACGUUUAAGAAGACAAAUGUAUAAUCUACAAAAUGCUUUAUAUGUUUUAUUUUGAUGAAAUACAGUAGAUUUGUUUCAAAGUGUGAUGUACUCUUUGACUUGCACCUCUUUCUCCCUCUUCUGUAAUUCUUCCUCUACUCUCUUUUUUUCUUAAAACUCCUAUCCAGCUUGGCUUUAUAUUUGACCAGAGGGAGAACCAGAGUGGCGAAUUUGUGGUCCUCUGCUGGGUCAAGCUUCGCUCCUUUGACGCGGGCAGGCUUUAUGAGAGUCAGUCCCAGUGAUUUGGCAACCUCCAUUAUCCUGAAAGAUAAAAACAAAAAGUUAAUUAAACUGAAUAAUGACUUCCUGUCAAACUUUUUGAUCAAGUAGGAGGGAGAACCCGAUUUUUCAUAGCUUUGUGGAGUGGGCCAGUCUGGCUGCUUCACAAUUUUUUUUUCAAAAUCAGUUGGCCAUGUAGAUUAGAAUGCUGUGCCUCUGCACCGGUUUAGCUGCAGAAUCUCAGAUCCAGGAGUUCUAUGUUACAGCACAACUUCUUGGGUCAAGAUCUCCUGGGUCGGAAACGAAAAAACUGCAAGGGGCGGAGUUACGACUUGUUUCUUGUUUUGUUACGGAGACAUUCUACCAAAGAAAACGAUUGUUUUAAAGUUUUGCUUUCAGAAGAGUACCUUAAAAAGUAUUUAUUUAUGCGGUUGCCAGUCCAAGAGGGUGGCCGUUUGAACUGUUUACUAGUGCUGGCCUAGUUUGUGUUCGCAAUUUACGUGCUCACAGAUCCACGCCUCCAGCAACGUGACGGGCAAAAAAAAUAUGACGCCAUGAAUACAUGUAACCAACCGUCCCCCCAGUUUUGAGGUUGCCUGCCAUCACUUUAGAUAUUAAUCUAAAGCCAGAUUUUGUGAGCGAACAGCACACUUACCACAUCUCCUUGACUAACAGGUCUCGCUGCAGCAGCGUCAGGUUCACCGACAUGAAACCCAUGUGUAGCUGCAGUGCGAGGCAGUAGGCUGCAAUCUUCGCACGCAUGGACGGGGACACUUGGUUAUUCAGACUGCAAGGAAAUGGGAAAGACGUCUGUGUUAAGAUUUGGGUUUAAUCAAAUAAAUAGAUUAUUGAUGUACAUUCUGGACUGACGGCUUAGAAAUAGGCCCAGAGCUAUACAUGUACUGUACCACGUGGGCAGACAAAAGUGAAUAAAAAGAUGCUGUCAUACCGGCCUUUCCAAAAGGUCUCCACAGUAAAGGUCUUGAAGAUUUUUCUCCGGAGAUCGAAGGUGCACCCUUCAUUCUGGCCAACUGGAAUACAGUGAACAGGAAAAAUAAGAAAAUGCAUGUAUGGGCAAAAAUAACUGGCACCAUUGACAUGUAUUUAAUUGUCAUCAAGCACUCACAUUUGCCAUUAACCCUUCCCGCUCGAUACAGCUGCAAGAGCAGGUAGAGGUAGGCACAGCAGCGCAACAUCUUCUCCCUGGCAUCCUUUCCACUCGGUAGAGAUUCCAUAUGCUUAACGAUGCUCAAACUGUUGCAUGAAAAAAAAAAAAAAGUAAGGCUUAUCAAGAAUCAGUCACCGUCUAUUAGGCAGCCAUCAUGCUUUAGAGAGGGAGGGAGACAGAAUCCUACCAUUUGCCAUCCUUCAAUGUCUGCAGACCCUCUUCUGCCAGAGCAGCCAUUUGGGAACCAGCUACAGCCAACUCUUCAUAAUCCGCCGGGGACAAGACUAGCAAACAAUGAAAGGAAAACAACGUAUAUGCAGCAGCUUUUAGAACACGUACGAUGGAGAUG